AUGGCGGGUUUCAUGAUGGCGCUGCUGAUCGCCAUCUUCGCCGGCAUCUUCGUCUCCUUCUUCAACAGGUGCUGCGCGAAUCUAGUCGCCCGUCCUUGCAGUAGGUUUGCCGGCGUCCCCCGCGCCAGAGCGAUAGUGCGGCUGCCGGCCGUGGCCGGCGCCGGGCCCCUUGGAGGCUGGGGGGCCCGCCUGGCGGACGCGGCCAUCGCAGCGCUGCCGCUGACGAGGCUGGCCCAGGCGGCGGAGUGCGCCGUGUGCCUCGGGGAGCUCGCCGCGGGGGAGCUCGCGCGGCUGCUGCCGCCGUGCGGGCACAGGUUCCACGUGGAGUGCGUGGACACGUGGCUCCGCUGGCGCGCCAACUGCCCGCUCUGCCGCCGGACGGUCCGGGACGCGGCGCAGCCGGCUGCUCAGGCUGAGGGGCCGGUCGUGCUGCCACCUGCGCUGCCGCAGGCCGACGGCAGGGCGCCCCUCGCACAGGCUCACGACGGCGGCGAAGGAAGCUACAGCCUGCAGGUUCUUGACUGA
Messenger RNA from Brachypodium distachyon (stiff brome), 525 nucleotides. RefSeq names its product E3 ubiquitin-protein ligase EL5. The transcript has a single exon. The record is from RefSeq and is a predicted model, not a curated record. Lineage: Eukaryota; Viridiplantae; Streptophyta; Magnoliopsida; Poales; Poaceae. Bases 1 to 525 code for a protein of 174 amino acids.